Ahaetulla prasina is the source of this 6055-nucleotide messenger RNA. It is a transcript of the gene PACSIN1, whose product is annotated as protein kinase C and casein kinase substrate in neurons 1. Gene Ontology annotation, molecular function: protein binding; phospholipid binding. The record is from RefSeq and is a predicted model, not a curated record. The transcript has 10 exons. Lineage: Eukaryota; Metazoa; Chordata; Lepidosauria; Squamata; Colubridae. Gene Ontology annotation, cellular component: plasma membrane; cytoplasm; endosome. Gene Ontology annotation, biological process: cytoskeleton organization; neuron development; positive regulation of dendrite development. The coding region runs from base 191 to 1528 and encodes 445 amino acids.
GCGCCCACGCGCGUGUCACGAGAUCGCGGUGGUGAGGUGGGGGAGGGGAAAAUCUGGAGAGGAUUCGAGCGAGCUGGCUGCCUGCUGCCACUGCCGCUGCCUCCGCCGCCACCCGCGAGCCGCGCAUGAGGUCUGGUCCUGUUGGCAGAGUGGCUGACCCCUUGGCGAUAAAUAACCAGGGCCGCAAACAAUGUCAACUUCCUGUGAUGAGUCUGUGGCAUCUGUUGAAGAAGUAACUGACAGCUUCUGGGAGGUGGGGAAUUAUAAGCGGACAGUGAAGCGGAUUGAUGAUGGAUAUCGGCUUUGCAACGAUCUGAUGAACUGUGUCCAUGAACGGGCCAAGAUUGAGAAGGCGUAUGCUCAGCAGCUGGUUGAUUGGGCCAAGAGGUGGAGGCAACUGAUAGAAAAAGGUCCCCAGUAUGGCAGUUUGGAAAAGGCAUGGAUGGCUAUAAUGACAGAGGCAGACAAAGUCAGCGAGCUACACCAAGAAGUUAAGAAUAGCCUACUGAAUGAUGAUUUUGAAAAGGUGAAGAACUGGCAGAAGGAUGCUUUCCACAAACAGAUCAUGGGAGGCUUCAAGGAGGCCAAGGAAGCAGAAGACGGUUUUCGGAAAGCACAGAAACCCUGGGCCAAGAAGAUGAAGGAGCUGGAAACAGCCAAGAAAGUAUAUCACUUGGCAUGCAAAGAGGAGAAACUCGCUAUGACCCGGGAAGCUAAUAGCAAAGCUGAGCAAUCUAUUACUCCAGACCAACAGAAGAAGCUUCAAGAUAAAGUGGAAAAAUGCAAGCAAGAUGUACAGAAGGCUCUGGAGAAAUAUGAGAAGGUUGUGGAGGAGGUGAAUAAGGGCACUCCACAGUACAUGGAGAGCAUGGAGCAGGUCUUUGAGCAAUGCCAGCAGUUUGAAGAGAAGAGGCUUAAUUUCCUGAAAGAGGUGCUGUUAGAUAUCAAGCGACACCUGAACCUGGCAGAGAACAGCAGCUAUUCUAAAGUCUACCGUGAGCUGGAGCAGACCAUUCGUAUAGCUGAUGCACAAGAAGACCUUCGGUGGUUCCGCAACACCUGUGGCCCCGGGAUGCCUAUGAAUUGGCCUCAAUUAGAAGAAUGGAAUCCAGAUGCAACACAAACAAUAAACCGAAGAGAGAAACCAAAAAAGAAUGAGGGGGGCAACACACCCAAUGCCAGUGGAGGUGGGGAAGCAACAGCACAGGGAGGAGAUCGUGGCAGUGUCAGCAGUUAUGAACGUGGCCAAGCCUACACCACAGAGUGGUCAGAUGAUGAGGGUGGCAACACUUACAACUCCAAUGAAGCCAAUGGCGGUGCCAAUUCCUUUGAAGAAGAACCAGCUGGGAAAGGUGUCCGUGUACGAGCUCUGUAUGAUUAUGAUGGACAAGAGCAGGAUGAGCUGAGUUUCAAAGCAGGUGAUGAAUUAACCAAAUUAGGUGAAGAAGACGAACAAGGGUGGUGCAAAGGACGUCUGGACAACGGGCAACUUGGUCUUUAUCCAGCUAACUAUGUGGAGUCUAUCUAAUUCUGUCAUGUUCUCCUUGUGCUGCCAGAAUUCAGCCCUCUCCAGUUCACCAUCUGUCUAUACCAGCCAAGUAGCCAUCUUGCUCUACAGUCAUUCACUCAGCACAGUUAGAGUUCCAAACAUAUUUUCCAAUCAAUCUUUUAUUUUUUUAAUUACAUCUCUAAAAAGUAUUUUGUGGUAGCUUUACUAUUUUAGUUUCUUAAAGAAAUGAGAUAUGAAAAGUCAACACUGUCACUGGAGGGCUUGUCUUAUAAAUGAAAGCCAAUACUUUAAAGCAGGGGUGUCAAACUCACAGCCCGCAGCCCAGAUGUGUCAUGUGCUGGCCCCACCCCCACCCAGUUUAGCAAAGGGGGGGAAGUCCCAUACGUCACCUGACGAUGCCAUGACGACGCGAGUUUGACAUCCCUGCUUUAAAGCCUAACCAAUAAGGCUUCUGAUUGGUUGGAUUUUGAUUAUAAUAUGUAGCUAAGAAGCAUUCCAAAUGGCUUAUUCUGUCUAACAUUUAAGCUCUGGGAAAAUACAAUUCACUCUCAUUGAAAAAACCGAAACAAACAAAAAAUAGGGAGACAGGAAAUAUAGUUUCUUGUUUCUUAUUUUUUUCUCACCCCUCUACAGUAUAUUUCUUACCUAUUUCUAUUAUAAGAACAAAAGACAAGAUAUAUUUGUUCUUUCCAAGAAGUCCCAAUCAGCAUUUUUUGCUGUAAUAGUCUACAUUGAUCAUCCAGCAAUCAUCCAGAACAAUUGCAGCAACUGAACGAUAUGGCAUGUCUGGUAUGUUAUGAAUUAAAAUAUUUGUUCCAUACCAAUUUCCUCAAUGCCACUAAAAUAUGUGGCUUGUUCUUUUUCUGAGUUUAGACAGGGUUGUUGAAUCUGAGGAACACCCAGUAAAACUCAAGAGAACUGGCUUCUUUCUCUCAACUUCUUUUGAGGAAUUGAACUGCAUUCCUAGGGACAUGAGUGGAUGCAUCCCUUUUGAAAUGCAAAGAUUAAUCAGAAAAUUCUUUUAUUUCCAGCCUGAGAAUGAGACUUAAAAGGAGAUGCAAAAUUAUGAAAACUAAUUACCAUUUAUACACUUAAACAGAUAUUGCACCAAGAAAAGAAAUGCACUGAUUGUGAAUUGGUAUUUUUUUUAAAAAAACUGUUGAAGGAAACACCUGUAUAUUCUUGAGCAGUGGAAAAUGAGUCUAAUUAGGCACCUUUUUUAAUUUAAACACAGAGGCAUUAUUAGAGAAAUAUGCAAGUGAUAUCAAGGUAACAUCCUAUCAAAUGAGAAACAGAUGUGUGCGAGGACAAAAGCAGGCAAAAAGCAAUUUGAGAUUAGCAGUUCCGCAAACUAAGAGUUGAAAGGAAUAAACAGGGAGCACACAGAAAAUUCCUAUCUAUUUUAUUGCUCCUUGCAAUUGUAGGUCAUGAGAUUUACAGAGCCAGUGCAAUUGAAGUCACUGUUCCAAAAUCCUUUUCACCAAUCAUUCACCAAGCCACAACUUCCAUCUACCUGUAUCAAUCUUUGGGCAAAGGCUUUGUAGGUCAUCUGCCACAUCUCUUUUAAUGGGCAGUAUUUCAAUUAGUCCCUUUUACUGUGUAUCUUGUACAUAAUAUACUCUAUGUUUAUGUGCUUCAUUCUAAUGCAAUCUUCCUCAUUAGGAAGAACUGACAGUACCUAUAGUUGUUAUUAUUGUAUUUGACUCAUAAUCUCAAAGUCCUUUGAUAGUUCAGUCUCUUGGCAUGAUUGUGCUUCUGAUACAUAUCUGCUUCUGGGGACAACAGAAUAACAACUGCCCAUCUCAUUUGAAGAACAGCCACUCAUUUAAGGAUUUACAACCUUUUUGGUGUUCUCCCAAGUCUUCCUUUCCUGGUCCCUCAAAACCAGGUGACUGCUCAACAUAGAUGUCUUCCUAGGGCAAAUAUAUCCUCCAUGCAGAAAUGCAAACUUUACACCAGGGUGAUGCACCUGCAUAUUCCCAGCUGUUGCUAUACUGAGCAGUGUUUAUAUUGAAGUAUUAUGGCAAAAGUCUCAUCAUAGUCUUCAUCUGUUAGUCUUUUGAAAUGACCAAGGUCAAGAAACAGAAGCAGCAGGGAUUUAUUUAUUGUAGUAAAGUAAAAUAGCAGUACCUUGCAAUCCUGUCAAAAUUUAUCUCCACCACAUUUUAUGCCAGACAAAAUCAAGAUGAAGUUAUUUUGAGUUAUUUUCUCAGAAUUGAGUAAAGUUUUCUCCCUCUGCAGCAGUUCCCUGCUCUCUUCCCAACAGCAGAUCUACAUUUUUUUCCACACCAUAUUUUUUAAUAUGUCCCCUUCUGGCUUUAUGCGCUGGGCAUCUACUUCUGCAUUGCAUUGGAUCUUGAAAACCCAUUUUCAACCCAUUAUUUUCUUUCCUUGCAGAUCAUUCAAUGAGUUCCUAAGUAUUCUUUUGAAAUGUUUUCAUUUCCUUUUUUUUUUGCAGGGUUUUUUCAUUGUUUAGAUUUGUUAGCAAACACUUACUCAAUGUCUUUCCAAGAACAAGACUCUUCUAUCUGUUCCUUUUUGGUUAUGUAGGAUAAACUUCAGGGUGGAACUUUUUUGUUGGAUCUCUCUGAACAUCAUAGCUGCAACGAUUCAGUUUAUGUUUCUGGAUCUGAUGUGCCAUUGAAUAAUUAGCACAUGUCCAUUGAAACAAAUGGAUUAAGGCUGAUUAUCCAACUGUAAGGAGUAUUCUUCAAAGUGUAUUCUGAACAUUAAAAUAAGUCAUGCUGUAUGUUUGUGUGGAGAGAUCCAGGAUUCUCUAUCCCUGCAGUAUUGCUAGUUUCCAAGCAACAUGCCUUCACCAUAUCUAUUACCAAGUUUGGUCCUUUUUAUUUUUGAUUCAUUGGUUUAGACCAGGAGUGAAAUCUACUUACCUUCCUUACCAUCUCGGAAGUGCACGCAUCACAUGCGCAUGUGCAAAACCUUCUGCGCAUGUGCAGAAGGUAAAAAACACAUUACUUCCUGGUUAAAACCAGGAAGUAAUGACACCUGGGUGGGAGGGCGGAGCUUUGCUCCACCAUUACUACCGGAUCGCCAAACUACCAGCCACAAUUGCUACCAGAUCAUGCAACCCAGUCUGAUCCAGUAGCAUUUCACCCCUGGUUUAGACUUUAAAACCAAAUACUCUAUUAUAAUAGGCUGGCAAAUAUACACUAGUUUGGGCUUCUUUCUAUGUUACAGUUCAUGGGGCAUAUUUAUGGCCUUAUUAAUAAUGUGCUUUUAAGAGGAGGCAGUGGUAACUUCUUCCACUGCGUCCUGUCAAGACAUACUCUGAUAGAGAGAAGUUCUUUGAAGAUGGGCUCCAGUACAAGUCUGAAAGCUCAGAAGGCAAAAUCUCUGAUCCCAGCGGCUGACCCAGAUUGGAUCCUGCAACAUUAUCUUGGGACACAUAUAUUCACCUUUCAUUCGUAACUUCUUCCAUGCAGAAAUUAUUUUCUGGUCCUGGAUCUUGCAGUAUGAACUUCAUUUCUCUUAGAGAGAGGUUUCCUCUUAGGCAUGUCAUGCAUUCUGGCAUAUAAAACAUAAUAAUCUCAUGUAAUUCCUUGUUCCUUCAAGUACUUUUUUAUGUUACCCACCAUGUAUUCACUCACAUUAUUUGUGUGUAGAACUAAGAGCUUUCUGUCAAAUUUGUUGCUUACUAGAGACACAUAAACGUACCUUAAAUUAUUUUCAUAAACUGAGCAAAUAGCUAGUUAUAAAGCUAAAGGAAAUUGUUGAAUAGCUUUUUGUUUCUGCCUGUUGUCAUUACUUUAUUGACCUACAAAUAUUGUCUGGGCCAGUUCCAGGAACAGCCUCAUCAAUUUUACUUUCGGGGCAUUUCAACUGAGCUACAUGUGGUUGCAUUCUCAAUCCUUUUGCUAAAUACUCAAAUUUCUGAAAAGCAUCUGGAUUCUUAUAUCUCUUUCUUCUGUGCCAUAGGCUUAAACACUGCAUCAUUUGGCUGCUUUUGCCUUAGCCACAGCACUAUCUAUUUCAAACAAUGCAUUUUCUGGGAGGGUGCCUUUCAUCAUUCUCCAUUUUGAGACAUGCGCACAAAAGUUGCCUUUAAAUUUUACUUCACACUGUUCCUGUGUCAUAGACUUUAAUGAGGGCAGACUGGACUCCAAAACCAGCUGUACAGAAAAGCGUGCAAAUAUUAUAAUUAACUAAAUAAAUAAAUCCAGGCCAUACAACACACUUUGAAUUGUAACACUAGUUUGUUUUCCUUUACUUCCUACACUCAGAGUCUUGCAGGUGAUAAAUUAUAAAGUUAAAAUUUGCCCUGUCUGUCUUCUCAUCAACCAUGACUCUGACAACGGACUAUAGUCUCCCAAUUCCUGGAAGGAAGAUUAAGAUCAGAAUAAUUGACAUUUCCAGCUUGCUACACAUUUUUUGUCUCUCAACUUGUCUGGUCAUUUCUGUCAUCUCAUCCACAUGCAGAUUUAUGGUUCACCCUUCUCUGAGCUGCUUAUUGCAGAGUCUUGCAAAAAGAUCUUCAUUUGAAAUUGCAGAUCUUUUAUCAUUUAUAAAUAAAACUCAAUAUCUGAA